UUUGUCAAAAGUCUGUUUGGCUAAAAGGUCUAAAGCCCUUGUGUCUUCGAGUGGCUCUUCAACAGACCACCAUGUAAUUGACACAUGCAGUGAGGAUUUCACUCUGCCCACCAGGAGUAUGUCAGUUGUGAGCAACAACAGUUUGAAGAGAGCCUCUCCUCUCCACGGCAGUGGAUUGAGUGAAAGUUGCAAACCUCUUGUGGCUCUAAAAGACGUAACAGUGGCAGUCAGCCAAGAAGGCUUUAGCAAAACUGCAAAGAAGACGCUCAGCUUGAUCCUAAAUGUGUUCAAGUGCAGAGUGGCCAACUCUGAGAGUUCAUCUGUUGGGCAGAUUGCAGUGAGGAGUGUCUGAUAGCCACUAACGUGUUAGACUCUGUACUGGAGAGCCUUGACCAGUUGCCUGACAUGAGCGCUGCCGAUGAGAUCACAAGGACAGACUCCCAUACCUCUAUCGCAAUGGAUGAGACAGGUUCAUGGUCAAUGCUUGUGAGCCAACAAGAAAUAAACAUAUCUGACACCAAUAUCAUAGUGAAAACUAUAAUGGACACAAUGAAGACGGACGACCCAGAGAUGACUUCAGCAGAAGAACAUCUGGAUAGGCUCCUGUCAGUUGAAGCCCUUCAAGGUGCGUCUGGCAACCUGAUUGCAAUGGUCCAUGGUCUCAUUCAGGAGAUAACCAUAAACCGCCAGCUUCAAUCCAUGGUUGGCCACAGAAGCCUCUCUCAACCAGCGCUGCCUAAACCAGCCCUGAGGAAGCUGUCAAAGGACGAUGCCUCAGAGCUCAUUUACAACUUUGCCCAGACUUCUGUUAGGAGACUCCUGGGGCAGUGUAUGGGAAGGCCUAUGCCACCAUCGGCUGAAAUGGUUUUGGAUCAGGUCAUCAAGUUGAUGACAGACGUGGUGAUGGACAGCCUGACUUAUGUGUCCAAGUCUACAAUGGAGGAUGACACCAGCAAUGCCACAAGUGACAUCACUCAUGGUGUUGUAGCUGACCUUAAUGCUACUGAGGAAUUCCCUGCCAGGAGCCUUAGCCCGGCUGAUGUAAAGGCUGACGGCAUGGCCCGUCUUCCCUCUGCCAGAGGAGAAGAGACUAAGAAGAACAGGAAGUGGCGUUUCCUACCGAAAAUGCAUACGUUUCCAAAGAUCAUGAUUAAGCUGUUCAAGACAAAAGGGGAACCGAAGAGCCACCUAAACAGGAUGCACUGCCUACCAAACGUCUCAGAGAGACUCAUAUUUCACAGGGUAAGUGAUAAGCAUCGAUAA
Messenger RNA from Coregonus clupeaformis (lake whitefish), 1263 nucleotides. RefSeq lists its product as uncharacterized. The record is from RefSeq and is a predicted model, not a curated record. Lineage: Eukaryota; Metazoa; Chordata; Actinopteri; Salmoniformes; Salmonidae. The transcript has 3 exons. The coding region runs from base 406 to 1263 and encodes 285 amino acids.